Messenger RNA from Apis florea (little honeybee), 762 nucleotides. It is a transcript of the gene mRpL20, whose product is annotated as mitochondrial ribosomal protein L20. Gene Ontology annotation, molecular function: rRNA binding; structural constituent of ribosome. NCBI's taxonomy places the organism in Eukaryota, Metazoa, Arthropoda, Insecta, Hymenoptera, Apidae. Gene Ontology annotation, cellular component: ribosome. Gene Ontology annotation, biological process: translation. The record is from RefSeq and is a predicted model, not a curated record.
CAUAUAAGUAACUAUUUUACAAUAUAGUGUGUUUUAAAUAUUGAAAUUGGGGAUUUUAUAAAUUAAUAUUAGGUUAUGUGGUUGCAUAUUGUAGUGCGCUAUAUUUAUGAAAAUAAAAAUUAUAUAUAAAUAUCAUAUAAACAUUUGAUUUUUAUUAUUUAUUUAAAUUUAAAAGAAAAAUGGUAUUUUUAACUGCACAGUUAUUUGUGAGAUGUCGAGGUCCUGAUGAAUUCUGGCGUAAACGACAAAUAUUCAAACUUGCUGCGCAUUAUAUUGGAAGGAGAAGAAAUUGCUAUAGCUUAACUAUUAAAAGUGUACAUAGAGCAUUGCAAUUUUCUACAAAAGGAAGAAAGCUUAAAAAACAAGAUAUGAGAGAGCUUUGGGAAACUAGAAUAGAUGCUGCUACAAAUGAACAUGGUAUUGGUUUAAAAGUGCUAUUAGAAGGAUUAAGUAGAUGUAAUGUAUUAUUAAAUCGCAAAUCAUUAGCAAUUUUGGCUAUUUGGGAACCACGAACAUUUAAAUGUUUAUCUGAUAUUGCAUGUGCAAAGGCAAAACUUGGAGGUGAUCCAAAAGUUGCCAAUAAUUCUAUGCCUGAAAAUGUUAUGAUUGAAAGAUUAGUUGAUGAAUUAGAUUAAAAGGUUAAAUAAAUCAUGAAACUUACAUUUUGUUGUAACAUUUAUUGAAUUAUUAAUGAUUAUGUAUUUACAACAAGCAUAUGUUUUUUAAGAAUAAAAGAAUGAAAUAUAUAUUUUAUUGUUAAUU